CUUUACACUGUAUACAACCACUCAUGGCUCAUCCUUCAAUCGACGAUGGUCAGUCUUCCCAUGCGUCUACAAUGUCAUCUAGUCUGCCUGUAUCCUUCUCGCUCGACUCUACUAGCGUUAAAUUCUUACCCGCCAUGCCUAUCCCUUGCUUCACUGUCGAUGCUCCCGGACUAGCUACAUCCAUUCAAGCAUCCCCAUCCACCAUUAUUCGUCCAUCCAAUCCUGCAAUUCCUGCAACUCCUCCUUCAUCCGCCUUUCUGGGCACUGCUGCUGCUGAAUAUUUUUCGCCCAUGCCUUCGAUCAUCACUCCAUCUGGCAGCUAUGCCAGCGUCACCAAUCUUUCUGUUCCUGUGACUGGCAUUCGCUUUAGUCGCAGUCCAAACACCGUUACCAGUGGGUUUGCUGCUGCUGCUCGUAACAUUCCCAUGCACCACCAUCGUACCAGUUCUCAUCCUAUCCAUCAGAUCAACGGAAUUGCUCUUCAAUCUCCUAAUGAAUCGAUUGUCUGUCCAGUUCCUCGCAAGAUUCAUGCUCCUUCCAUGCAUCUCGAAGUACCGUUGCUUCGACGUUCAACUGGCAGGCGAAACAAGCUGUCUCCUAUUACUCCUUGGCUUGAUCAGUUCAAUUUGUGUCCUCAGCAACCUACUGCUACCAUUUCAUCUCUUUCAGCUGCAAUUGCCUCUGCUGGUGUGUCUAUUGAACAAAACUGUACAUCUCGAGUCACUUCGGUUGCUCAUCCCAGAGAUCCUGCUAUUCUUGCCCAGCACGAGCUUGGAGAGAUUCUUGGUCUGUAAUCCAGUUUGUAACCCUAGAUUUGAAUUAGUCUUGGACAAUGCAAAUCUCCCUUGCUAGAAAGUUGAUCUAUUCAGCAGCUUGCUAUAUACUUUCAAUGUAAUAUCUCUUCACUUGUUCAGCCCUUUUGUAAAAGCCUUUUCCUAUAUCUGCUCUCCUUGUGCCAACUAAGCUUCAUGCUUUCCAUUUGCUGAUAUCUUUUAGCCGCACCGUCCUGUUAUGUUUUUGGCUGCAGCCAACUUUACCCUGUUUUACUGCUCCGACUUCCUGCAAUCGCUUGUUAUUUUGUUUGUCGUUCCAACACCUGUCGACCUGAAUUUGUCUAUUUUCAACCUUUUCAUCUACUAUUCUGUGCACUGUUUUAUCUACCACUUUUUGUAUGCCUGCUAUCAUUCCAAGGGGAUUUAUCCUCUUUCCACUUUAAAUCUAUCUUUUUUGUCUGGACUAUAUUAUAAACAGUAUAUUUUUCAAGAAUGCAAUGUUGGGUUUCGGCAACUUUGCUUUCUCUAUAUUCUGUCCCCUCCUGCUAUAAGCUCUUAGAAUUGCUCAAUUGUUUCAUUCCUCGUAGUUCUCCCUUUUGUCCGUACCUAUGUUGUUUGCUUUAUUUUGUUUAUAAAUGAUUAUAUUCUUUAUUUGAUG
Batrachochytrium dendrobatidis JAM81 is the source of this 1431-nucleotide messenger RNA. RefSeq lists its product as uncharacterized. Lineage: Eukaryota; Fungi; Chytridiomycota; Chytridiomycetes; Rhizophydiales. Bases 24 to 794 code for a protein of 256 amino acids. The record is from RefSeq and is a predicted model, not a curated record. The transcript has a single exon.